Messenger RNA from Umbelopsis ramanniana AG, 1476 nucleotides. RefSeq lists its product as uncharacterized. The coding region runs from base 60 to 1214 and encodes 384 amino acids. The transcript has 4 exons. Gene Ontology annotation, biological process: chromatin remodeling; regulation of transcription by RNA polymerase II. The record is from RefSeq and is a predicted model, not a curated record. Gene Ontology annotation, molecular function: transcription coregulator activity. Gene Ontology annotation, cellular component: nuclear chromosome; nucleus. Lineage: Eukaryota; Fungi; Mucoromycota; Umbelopsidomycetes; Umbelopsidales; Umbelopsidaceae.
GGCAAACUCCCAAUCGACUUGUAUACGCAUUCCACCCAGCCCUUCAACAACACAACGGCAUGGCGGCCAACCGUGUGUAUCCUGGACCGAAUGCAGUAAACUAUGGACAGCAACAGCUGCCCCGGGGUCAAAUUCCCAACGGCAUGCGGUAUACAUAUCCUCCUCCUGGCAACAGUCCUUCAGUAUAUUCAACACCCGCGACACCUCAAGUGUACAAUACUAAUCAAACACGACCGGCAUCUUACUAUCCUCAAUACAUACCACCCACCAAUCGUAUGCCGUCAGCAGGCCUCCAAGGGACAUUUUCAACUUAUCCUGCGCGACUACGUCAAUCGGAUAACAACGCGCUUUUACUACCAGUCAGCUACACUGGCAUUCGAAAGGCUAAAUUUAACGGUCAAUCCGACGAUGAAUUUGAAGAAUUCGACGAUGACGAGAACGGUACACCUUUCUCUGGUACAAGAACUCGAUCGCAAGCUCAGCAACAACAAGCUGGAAGCCAAGCGAUGGCCCCAAGUGGAAGUGGAGGCACUCCAACCACCACCGAGCUACGGAAAAUACCACGUAAAAGAAACUAUCUUCAUAUCAAUGAAGAAGAUCUCGCCAAUGGUUCGGAUAUCGAUGAAGUCCUGGUGCCUAUUCGACUUGAUCUUGAUCUGGAUGACAUCAAGCUGCGCGAUGUCUUUUUGUGGAAUAUGAAUGAGCAAUUUUUGACUCCAGAGAAAUUUGGAGAAAUUCUGUGUGAAGAUUUGGAACUUCCUUCCUUCAAAUUUAUACCUUUGAUCGCUGAAUCUAUACGAGCCCAAGUGAUGGAUUUUGAAUCGAUUCAUGAAGUGGAAAUUCCCGAUGACGGCAUGCGAGUGGUUAUAAAUCUGGACUUGCAGAUCGGAAAGGUUAAUUUACGAGAUAGGUUUGAGUGGGAUUUAGCAAAUGAUUCAUCUGCUGCACCAGAAGUUUUCAGUCGGCAGCUGGCAUCCGAGCUUGGUAUUGGUGGUGAAUUCGUUGCCAUUAUUGCCCACGCGAUACGAGAGCAGCUAUAUCGACAUAAGAAGCAACUGGUUGACGAGUAUGGCUUUGAAGGGGAGAUAAUGGAUUCUCUGCCCACUGGGUUCAGAAAUAUGGAUGAUGCAGAAGCUUGGGCGCCUCAAAUGGAUGAAUUAUCUAACGAAGAGUUGGAGAAGAUUCUGAUUGCUCAAGAAAGAAGCAUUCGGUAAGGGCGAUAAAUGUAUGGGAGAUGGCCGCUUGCGAUCAUGAUAUUAAUUCAUUUCGUUCACUUCAGACGUAUGCGGCGUGAAACACGAUUUAAGCGUUCUAGACGGCGAAUGUCGCCAACCCCGCAAAGAAUGUCAAGAUAUAACUCCAUGACUGGCACACCGAUCUAGACAAGUUGAUUUACAUGGUAACCUAAUGAAACAACCCUCUUGCUUCUUUUUGUAAAUAAAUAAAUCCAGAAUUUAUAUGCUUCUAACCCGGCCA